CCCACCUCGACGACGAAGCAACACCUCACCCCUCCUCACGUCCAGGUCCAAACGCAAAGAUGCGCUACAUCCACAGUGAGGAGACCCUCGAGGUCCCCGAGAACGUCAAGGUCUCGAUCAAGUCGAGGCUGGUCACGGUCGAGGGCCCGCGCGGCAAGCUCACCAAGGACCUGAGCCACAUUGCCGUUAACUUCUCGGUCGUCAAGAAGAACGUUAUCGGGAUCGAGAUCCACCACGGUUCCCGCAAGAACGUUGCCGCCCUCCGCACCGUCCGCACCAUCAUCAACAACCUCAUCAUCGGCGUGACCAAGGGCUUCAAGUACAAGAUGCGUUACGUCUACGCCCACUUCCCCAUCAACGUCAACGUUGAGAAGAACAAGGAGACGGGCAACUGGGAGGUUGAGAUCCGGAACUUCAUCGGCGAGAAGAUUGUCCGGAGGGUUAUCAUGCGGCCCGGUGUGGAGGUCGAGAUCUCGAAGACCCAGAAGGAUGAGCUAAUCCUCACCGGUAACUCGCUUGAGGAUGUCUCGCAGAGCGCCGCCGACAUUCAGCAGAUUUGCAAAGUGCGGAACAAGGAUAUCCGGAAGUUCUUGGACGGUCUCUACGUCUCGGAGAAGGGCAACGUGGUUGAGGAGUGAUGGACAUGCGGCCAUGGGUUUCUUUGUGCUUUAUGGGUCUAAACCGGAGUGGCAAGGGGUCAAUUGGCAUUUGCAUGUUUUGUAGCGCAAAAAAAAGUCGCUACUGCAAAAUGGGCAAUCUUCUGAACCACAGGUGUUGGGUGCAUACCAGCAUCCCUUCUUCUCAGAGAACACCUUCGCUCUAUCGAGCCAAUGAUCACAACCAUCCGGCCCACAAGGUUCACAGGCUCGUUCCCAACCGAUGGUACAGAUUUUUUUGGGGGGAGGGGGGGUGAACUCAGGAAACGCGUCGAUACCUCGAAACUCCAAGCCAAAAAGAUUCAAUUGCAACACCAGGGCGCUAAGGACAGUUUGAGAAUCCGGUGACGGCGUUUGACGAAAGGGACGACCGAUACCGUGGAAGCACACUCUGGUUUCUCAUUCCUGC
Molecule: messenger RNA, 1065 nt
Organism: Thermothelomyces thermophilus ATCC 42464
Lineage: Eukaryota; Fungi; Ascomycota; Sordariomycetes; Sordariales; Chaetomiaceae
Exons: 4
Coding region: 60-638 (192 amino acids)
Biological process (GO): cytoplasmic translation
Cellular component (GO): ribosome; cytosolic large ribosomal subunit
Molecular function (GO): structural constituent of ribosome; rRNA binding
Source: RefSeq, a predicted model, not a curated record